AUGUGGAUGUAUGCCGAAUCCCAGUCGAUUCGAAUGGGAGGAAAGAUCCGAGCGAUGGUUUCAGACGCAAUCUACCGCAAAGCGUUCACUCUUUCAUCUGUGUCUCGCUGCUCGACGAGCUCCGGGGAAUUAAUGAAUCUAAUGAGCAGCGACGCUUAUCUUCUGCUUUGGACGGUCUUUUUCUACAUGGCCCUGAUCGCUCUUCCGAUUUUGGUGAUGGUGAUCUUCGUUUUUGUGUAUGUCAGCAUGGGCAUUACCUCGCUCGUCAUCAUCGUCAUGUUUUUGAUGAUGCUCGGAUUGAUGACCUUUGGCGUCUACCGCUACGCCAAAGAGCGACUCCGCUGUCUUCAAACCACCGACGAGCGUGUCAAGCUCGUCUCCGACGUCGCCACCGGCAUCCGCAUCGUGAAGUUCUACUGCUGGGAAGAGCCGUUCCGCCAGCUGAUCGACAAAAGCCGCCAAUCCGAGCUCGUGUUUAUCCGCAAAAUCGCCGUGAUUUUGGCGGGGUAUUUCGACUCGGUGACGUUCGUUUUCCCCAAACUCAUGCCGCUCGUCGGCUUCGCGCUCUACCCGAUCAUCACAAACACGCCGCUGAGCGCGUCGAUCGCCUUCUCGAUCAUCUCUCUCUACAAGAUCGUCGAGUCUUCCAUCUUUUAUAUGCCCUGGAUUCUCGCGUCCUGCGCGCAGCUCGAAGCCUCCUACAAGCGAAUUUCGCACUUUUUAUCUCUCGAAGAAAUGGAAGCAGACCUCGUCGUUCAGGACCCGCCAGCCGCCGAACCGCUGCGAUUUUGCGCGGCAAACGGCGAGGCGAAGACGACGCGGAUGGGCGAGAACGACGCGGUGAUGGUCGAGGAAGGAACCUUCGCGUGGGGCGACGCCGCGCCGUGUCUUCGCGAUGUUUCCAUGCGAAUCCCGCGGGGAGCGCUCGUCGCCGUCACCGGAAAAACGGGUUGCGGGAAAACGUCGUUUUUGGCGGCUUUGAUGGGGGAGAUGAACCGAAUCAGCGGCGUGGUGGCGACCCGCGGUUCUGUGGCGUAUUCUGCGCAGCAGGCGUGGAUUCUGAACGAUACGGUUCGGAACAAUAUUCUGUUCGGGAAGGAAUUCGACGACGCGAAAUACGAGGAAGUGCUGUCGGUGUGCUGCAUGAAGAACGAUUUGAAAACGCUGCAAGGCGGAGAUCAAUGCGAGAUCGGAGAUCGCGGAAUCAACGUGUCGGGCGGGCAGAAAGCGCGCAUUUCGCUGGCUCGAUGCUGCUAUUCGGACUCGGACAUCAUGAUUCUGGACGAUCCGAUCGCUGCAGUGGACGCGCACGUGGGGCGUUCGCUGUUUCAUAACUGCAUCAAGCGGUAUUUGCACGGGAAAACGAGGAUUAUGACGACGAACGCGUCGCACGUGCUGAGCGAUUGCGAUCUGAUUAUCGUUCUGGAUGACCGCAAAAUCGCGUUUUUGGGGACCUAUCAGGAGUAUUUGGAGUCGGGCUAUCAGGCCAUGGAGGAAGCGAAGCCGGCACCGAGCGAAGAACCGCCUCGCAAGGAUUCUGCGGAGCAGCUGAGCAAGGAAAUGGAGAAGAACGGGACCUUGACGCUGGAGGAAACCAAGCGAACGGGCCGCAUCCAGCCGUCCGUGUUCCUGGGCUAUUUCAAGGCGUUCGGGUAUUGCAUCGCCGCGUUCGUGCUGCUCUUCUUCCUCUGCAACGUCGCGCUCUCCGCCGUCUCGCAGUUCUGGGUCUCCGCGUGGACCGACGACGCCUGCUUCGCGAACUCCACGGACCCGGAAGUCGGUUCGGAGGCGCCGAUCGCUUGUGACGGUCGUUUGCAGUACUACAUCAUCGGCUAUACGGUCAUCACCGCGCUGCUGAUCUUCUUCGCGGUCGCGCGGUUCUUCACCAUCGUGAAAGGCCGCAUCAACGCGUCCUGGCUGAUGCACCAGCAGCUCAACAGCGCCGUUCUCAGCUCUCCCGUGUCGUUCUUCGACACCACGCCGACCGGUCGCAUCGUGAACCGAUUUAACCGCGAUAUGUACAUCACCGACUUCGACUUCCCGCUCUAUUUCUUCCAGCUGGCCAAUCAAAUCAGCAGCAUUCUCUCCGAGUGCAUCGUGAUCGUGGUCGUUACGCCCAUCACCAUCGUUCUCUUGAUCGUCGUCGCCAUUCUCUGGUAUAUCGUCUACGGUCUUUUCACGCGCGCCAACGCCGACUUCCAGCGCAUCGAAGGCCUGGAGCGCUCGCGCGUGUUCUCGCACUUCCAGACGGUUCUUUUCGGCGUGUCGUCCAUCCGCACGUUCCACCAAAGCGACGCGUUCGUCCGCAAAAUGGACGACGCGCUCGACCGCAGCAACCUCGCCGCGAUGUACUCCGUCUGGGCCAAUUACUGGCUCUGCAUCCGCGUCUGCAUCGUCACUUCGUUCAUCACGCUGGCCGUCUGCAUCAUCGGAAUUCUCGGACGCGACUCGCCGAACACCUCGCUUCUCGGCGCCGCGCUCUCCUCCGCCACUAGUCUCGCCAGCUACGCCACCAACGUCUGCGAUAUGCUCGCGCAGACCGAGCUGAACGCGAUCGCCGUCGAGCGAAUCCAGGACUACAUCAGCAAUGCCAAGCCCGAGACGCCCAUGAUCACGGACGUGCGGCCUCCGAAAGGCUGGCCGAGCGAGGGACGCAUCGAGAUGAAGGACGUGGCGCUGCGGUAUCGCGACGGACCGCUCGUGCUGAAGGGCGUGAACCUGACGGUGGAGCCGGGAGAGAAGCUGGGAAUCGUGGGCCGGACGGGCGCAGGGAAGUCGUCGAUGAUGAUCGCGCUGUUCCGAAUCGCGGAGCUGGCGGGCGGGUCGGUGACGAUUGACGGGAUCGACGUGGCGAAGCUGGGGCUGACGGAUGUGCGCCGCGCGCUGUGCAUUAUUCCGCAGGAUCCAGUGCUGUUUUCGGCGUCGGUUCGGUUCAAUUUGGACCCGUUUUAUGAGGCGAGCGACGAGGAAAUCUGGUCGGUUCUGGAAGAAUCGGGACUGAAGAAGACGGUGCUGGCGAUGGAAGGCGGGCUGGAAGCGAAGGUGGAGGAGGGAGGAAGCAACUUUUCGAUCGGCGAACGGCAGCUAAUCUGCAUGGCGAGAGCGCUGCUUCGAAAGCCGAAGAUUCUGAUAAUGGACGAAGCGACGGCUUCGAUGGAUAACUCGACCGAUCUGUUCCUGCAGGAGAUGAUUCGAAAGCAGUUCGCGAACUGCUCGCGACUGACCGUGGCGCAUCGACUGAACACAAUUAUGGAUUCCGAUCGGAUCUGUGUGAUGGACCACGGGCGUGUGGCGGAAUGCGACACUCCGCAGGCGUUGCUUCACAAUCCGCACAGCAUUUUCAGAGGCAUGGUGGAAGCGACGCAGGACCCCUCGCUCUUGAAAAUGAUCAAGUCUACGUAG
Molecule: messenger RNA, 3402 nt
Organism: Blastocystis hominis
Lineage: Eukaryota; Bigyra; Opalinata; Blastocystidae
Product: ABC transporter type 1
Exons: 3
Coding region: 1-3402 (1133 amino acids)
Biological process (GO): transmembrane transport
Cellular component (GO): membrane
Molecular function (GO): ATP binding; ABC-type transporter activity; ATP hydrolysis activity
Source: RefSeq, a predicted model, not a curated record